CAUAUAUGAAGCCAGUCGUGCAGAACAUCACUAUUAAAACUAUUGAUGCGAAGAAGCCUAACUAUGAUAUCACCUUUUUGGAAAAGUACCUUAAGAAGCACAAGCCCCACUUUACAAAGAGAAAGCUCAAAUUUGACCGAACGCACAAGCUUAAGAAAGAAUCCUUUUCUUCGGAAGUUAUAGAGCUCAAGGGAAGAAGGACAGGGAGUAUUACGCAUCAGAAUUUGGAACAGGAUUUUAUAAAUGCACGAGUCGUGCCGACACAGAAGAGUAAUUAAGAAACCAAGUUCAAAAAUUACGUGAAGGUAUAUGUCUGCGAUAAAGAGGAGAAGAUUUAGAUGUAAUACUGGCUCGAAUAAGACAACGUUUGAUAUAAAGGAUAGGACCAGGGGUACUCACCAGAACAAAAAAUUUAAAAUUAGCUUAGCAAGAAGUACCAGAAAACAUCAUCUUAUAUGACAUAGCAAGCCUGUGACUCCUAUUCAGAAUAGAAGAGGGUUAAGUAAUAGGUCUCGAGUACUUCGAACUGAACCAAGCCGUACCCAAGAAUAUAUUCCUAUCGAACUACUUCAAAAACUAAGAAUUUUAGAAGAGGAGAUUAAAAAGAAAAAGCAUGCCAUAGUUGAAGAGAGGCAACGAAAGACAGCACUCCUAGAAGAAAAUACUAGUCUAAUGAAGACCAACAGAUUUCUGACACAGCAGGAUCUUACUACUACAUCUUCUUCCUUCACCAUUAACGCUAGGGUAGCCGAGAAUAUUUAUGAGAACUUCAUGAUCAAGGAUCUCAAGGAUGACCUGGAGAGGAUCCAGAUCCAAAUCGACGAUCAUAAUGGCAAGAAUAAAUACAAACAACAUGAUAUUGAAGCAAUCAAGAAGGACAAUAAGGCACUCAGGCUUACUGUAGAGGAAGUUAAGAAGUACAAGAAGGUCCUUGACACUAAGGUCAAGGAGAGUAAAAAUGUAGAGAAAGUUGUUAAGCUUAAUGACUUCUCAUAUAGAAGAAAUAAUACAAUUGGAGUCAGCCCCUCAGGAAGAGGCCGAGGGGAAACAAGCUCCUAUGGGUUCUCUGGCAGCCAAGAACUUGUCAGAAUAGAGCGGCUUACUUCAGCACUCAGUUCUCUGUUUAAAUUUGAUAGCUUGCUAGAUACUUUUAUUCAUUGCGUCGAUGAAAUGAAGCGAAUCAUGAAUAGAGAGUUAAAAAUAAAUAUUUACCUACUCGAUGAGUCUCUUUACCAUAAAAUUAUAUUCAAUAUGGAUGUCUCGAAGUCAAGAUUUCUAUCAAAAGGGUCAAUAGACUCUGUGAGCUAUCAUGUGUUCACUAAUAACAAUACAGGAAGGGUUAGCCCGUCAUUCAAAAAUAUUGAAAGCAUUAAAUUCGGCUCACGUAGUAAUGAUGUGAUGAUCUUGCCUGUUGGAAAUUCCUACUCAGACAUUAUGAUGAUAGCUGAGUGUAAAAUCUCAGUAGAGGUGGAGAAAUCUCCAAGCAGGAUGGUUGAAUCUAAACCAGAUAAUUCCUCUUACACCUCUGAGGUUGAUGAAUUCAGUAAUAACGGAGGGAGUAAUAACAUGGCUGCUACUGUUAAAAGUAUCAGUAUCACCAAGGGAGGGUUCAACAUUCUUGAUGAAUUCACCUUUAAAAUACUACUUGAGUUUGUUAAGAAACGGAUUGAGAUUAUUACUUCUAAAAAGGAUGCUAUGAUAAGGAAACAAACUGGAAAGAACUUGAUUAACCUCCUUGGCGAUAUUAUGAGAAAAAGCACUCUGACGAGGCUCAUAAUUCAUUGGAAAGAAGUUCUACCAAAAUUCUUUGGAUUCAAGGAUGUUGGAAUCCUAUUUUAUGACCCUGUCAAAGACGAUCUUUGAGCUGCAGGAGAAAUCAACUCUGAGUUUUCUCAAAAGAUGGUUGGGCUAGACUCAGAGACAGUGAUUAGAUUUCCAAAUACAAUAGGAGUGACUGGGCAGGCCUUUAAAUAACUCAAGUGUGAUUUCAAGGAAUACUCCAAAUCUGAACCCGAUAAUAGACAAUAUCAGCAACCAAGGAGAAGUCGCCAACUUCAUGAUAGGAGUAAUUCUGGGUGAUGAAGAUAAAAAGGCAGGAAUUCUCCAAUUCAUAAACAAAGUUGGUGGAGAAGACGUCAAAAAUUACGACAUCCAGAGAUUCAAAGCAAUGAGACAUUUCUUAGGCAGCUGAGCAGAGAAUGUAUCACUCACUGCUGUUGCCAUUAAUUUAGUCAUCAUGGUACAAGGAAAAAUCGGAGGUGUCUCUGAUUGCUUAGAAAUAUGCGACAAAAACCAGAAUGAAAAGAGUAGAAAAAUAGACUACCUGGAUAAAAGCGUGAGCCAGAUAAAGCGCAAGGCUGACGAUGAGAUAAAGCAGCACUUAGAAGCUGUCAGUCUCAUCCCAGAGCUAGAGACCUUCCUUCACAAAGCCAGCUUGCUACUUUCUGAUGCUAAAUAUUAACUUCAGCAGGAGAUGUCAAGAAG
Molecule: messenger RNA, 2484 nt
Organism: Moneuplotes crassus
Lineage: Eukaryota; Ciliophora; Spirotrichea; Euplotida; Euplotidae
Source: the annotation of a GenBank genome assembly